This is a messenger RNA of Rhagoletis pomonella (apple maggot), 2877 nucleotides long. RefSeq names its product ovarian-specific serine/threonine-protein kinase Lok (gene lok). Gene Ontology annotation, molecular function: protein binding; protein serine/threonine kinase activity; ATP binding. The transcript has 7 exons. Gene Ontology annotation, biological process: mitotic DNA damage checkpoint signaling; protein phosphorylation. Gene Ontology annotation, cellular component: cytoplasm; nucleus. The coding region runs from base 318 to 1709 and encodes 463 amino acids. Lineage: Eukaryota; Metazoa; Arthropoda; Insecta; Diptera; Tephritidae. The record is from RefSeq and is a predicted model, not a curated record.
GCUUGCACAAAUCCGCUACUACGUCCUAUCGCUUGGCUGAUGAAAUUGAAUGGUAGAUGUGGUAGGCGUCCGAUCACUGUCUCUGAUAGCGGAUUUCCAUAAGUCUGGUAACAAUUAGAGAUAGGGGAAUGAAACAAAAAUGGCACAAAUGUUUCACUGAAUUGGACAAAAUAGCCGCGAAAGAUCAAAAGAAACAUAACUGAACUUUUGUUAUAUAUUUUGAGUGGCGUUAAUUAUAUAUGGUACAUAUUUUUAAUUAUUUGAGGUGUUCGUUAUCACUUAAUUAUAAAUUGGUAUAGUAUUGUCGCACACCUGCAAUGGCGCGGCACGAUAACAUUGCGACGCAAAGUCAAGCUUCCAGCAUUUGGGGCCAGACACAAAGCCAGCCGAUCGAGAAUAUAAUUUGGGGGCGCCUAUAUGGAAAGAAUAUAAAAAUGAAUUCGAUUGAUCUGAAUUCCGACGAGUUUACUGCUGGUCGCGGCGAUGGAAGUAAUUUGAUGCUAACACUAGAUUAUUUGCCUGAAAGAAUACUGUACCGAAUAUCAAAAGUACAUUUUACAUUAAAACGUGCUAAUUGCGAUAUUUCCAAUCCAGUGUAUAUACAAGACAACUCUCGCAAUGGUACCUUUGUGAAUGGUGAACGAGUAGGUAUUAACAAAUCACGAAUUUUACAAAACGACGAUGUGAUUUCCCUAUGUCAUCCAAUGAACAAAGCAUUUGUGUUCAAAGAUCUCUGUCCAAACGAGGCAUUGGGCUUACCGAAAGAAAUUACAACUGCUUACUAUGUAAGUAGAAAAUUAGGUUCUGGUGCAUGUGGAUUAGUACGUCUGGUUUUUGAUAUACGUACUUGCGACCAAUUCGCUAUGAAAAUAGUUAAAAAAAAUCUACUUAGCGAAUGUAGUGCUAUCACUCGAAAUAAGCCAUCAAAUUCGAAUGAUCCGGAAAAGGUUCUUAACGAGGCGAAUAUAAUGAAGAGUCUGUCUCAUCCAUGUGUCAUAAAAAUGCAUGACAUUAUUGAUAAGCCUGACUCUGUCUAUAUGGUGUUGGAGUUCAUGAAAGGUGGUGACCUGCUCAAUCGAAUUGUGAGCAACAAAAAUCUUACCGAACAGAUAUCAAAAUUGUUCUUCUUCCAAAUGUGUCAUGCCGUCAAAUAUUUGCAUGAUAAAGGUAUUAGCCAUCGUGAUCUAAAGCCGGAUAAUGUACUACUGGGUUCUUCCGACGAAGAAACUUUAUUAAAAGUUUCCGAUUUUGGCCUUAGUAAAUUUGUACAAAACGAUUCUGUAAUGAAAACGUUAUGUGGCACCCCGCUGUAUGUAGCGCCUGAAGUACUGCAGACAGGUGGACGAGGAGCUUACACAAAGAAAGUUGACAUCUGGAGUUUGGGCGUAGUGCUUUUUACUUGCUUAAGUGGCACUUUACCAUUCUCGGACGAUUUUGGUACUCCAGCCAGUGAGCAAAUAAAACACGGCAAAUUUCGUUUUAAUCAUCCAUCUUGGAGAAAGGUAUCUCAACGAGCGACUACGCUUAUUAGAGAAAUGUUGAUUGUCGACCCAAAAAGACGCCCAACUAUUGAUGAUGUCUUGAGAAGUAGCUGGUUGAAAGAUAACGAAAUGCUACGUAAAGCUAAAGCUUUGAUGCAGUUGGACGCAAUGGAUAUUGAGGAAGAAGAGAACUUCUUGCAGCCACCAAAAAAGCGCGCCAGGAGAUAAAUUAUGUAUUUUUACGCAAUUCAUAUUCAUUGGCCAGUAUUGUUGAAGUGUAUGUAUGUCUAACGAAAGCUUUCGAUGAUAUAUGCGCGUUAAAGUCUUGGUUUUGCUUAUUUUGUGCCCUUUUAAGUUGUUUUAAUUACAUCCCAUGAAGUUUUGGAUCACUACUAUAUGGAUAAUGGUACUUUUAUUUUUAACAUUAAUAUGAAAUUAUCUAUUUGACAUGCAUGAGCACUCCUAACUGAUGUUUUUUGCUAAAUUCUACAACAAAUUAGUUUAAAGGAGGAUUCGAGUAUGCAUUUAAGUCGUAAAUUAUAUUGUUUUUUUUUUUACAAACGGUUUACAAAAAUGUUAUGUGUAAUUCGUUAGAUUUAAGAUAAAUUUUUGAACUUAACGAACAAAAAUACUUAUGUGUCAUAGUAGAAGUAAAAUUUUGUGGUUGAGCGCGUUGCGUGCUACUUUAAAUCUUUGUUAACGUGCAUCGACGAAGCAUAUAUUUAACAAAAUAUAUCUUAUCAGAUGAUGGUACAAAUAGGAUAUUUACAGAUAAAGUUUACACCUAGAUUUAUAAAAAAUAUGUGAAUGUAUCCAAUAGAUCAGUCUUUAAGUUAUUUUCUGGCAGAAAGCACCAAGUUCGCCAGAGAUCCGUUUAUUUUAUCCUAAUGUAUCCAAUAGAUCAGUAUUUAAGUUAUUUUCUGGCAGAAAGCACCAAGUUCACGAGAGAUAAGUUCCCCAAACAUUCAGGUAUAAGUAUUUAAGUAUAUGCCAGCAUUUUAAAAUCAUUUAUACUUGUUGCUUAUUUUACAUUCGAGAAGUAACCAUCGAAUGUAAUAUUUUUAAUUCAAAUAUUACUGUAUUAAUAAAUAUACGGUUAUUCAAAAUCUUGCCCUCUCAAUUUAUUAGGAAAGUAGAUCGGUGGGGUGCAAUAAGGCCACACGCAAUAAAGCCAUAUUGGAAAUAAAGCCAUAUUUUUUUGGUAAUUAGGCCAUAAAUUCGAUAUGGCUUUAUUUCCAAUUACAAUUGGUAAUUAAGCCAUGUGUCUUUAUUUCGCUUUCAAAUUUUUAUAUUUCUUUUAUUUAAACAAUGGAAAAAGUUCGCAACAAAACUACUAAACCGCCUUGAACUACAACGUCACCUUAAACAUGCAAUUACUCUCCUUCGCGUCCAGCCG